Messenger RNA from Etheostoma cragini (Arkansas darter), 6329 nucleotides. It is a transcript of the gene rapgef6, whose product is annotated as Rap guanine nucleotide exchange factor (GEF) 6. The transcript has 28 exons. Lineage: Eukaryota; Metazoa; Chordata; Actinopteri; Perciformes; Percidae. Gene Ontology annotation, cellular component: endocytic vesicle; plasma membrane; apical plasma membrane. Gene Ontology annotation, molecular function: guanyl-nucleotide exchange factor activity; protein binding. Bases 851 to 5497 code for a protein of 1548 amino acids. The record is from RefSeq and is a predicted model, not a curated record. Gene Ontology annotation, biological process: positive regulation of ERK1 and ERK2 cascade; Ras protein signal transduction; positive regulation of GTPase activity.
AGCUGGCUCUCCACGGUGCAGCAUCCAAUCCACGGUAGCUUCUCUCUAAGGGCAGGAGGGAGAGGAAGAAUGCCGGCGUGAGGUCUGGGCGCUAAGGAGGGAAGAGAGCUUGAAACUGGGUUAAGGGACGGGGAUCACUUGCCCGUGCCAUGGAGCUGCACUGCUGGGCACGCACAUGCACUGGAGCUCUGUAGUGAGAAAAAGAGUUGCAAAGAGACAGAAAGGAGUUUGACAGACAUAGACAUUGCAUGAGGAGGAGAGGAGAGCUGCAGGCAAAUGAUCCAGGCUUUUGGGGGCUGUUUGGAGGACUUUAAGCUGUGGAAGAGGCUUCUUCCUGGGGGGCUGCAGAUGCACAGACAAGCCCAUCGUUUUAUCCAGCACUGGCUUAUCCAUUGAGGAAAGGGACCUCUGCUUCUUUAAAGAAAGAAAGUGAAUCUAAAAGAAGACAGAAAGGACUCCAUAAGCUUUUACAUUUAACUUUCAUCAGAAAAAGAUAAUCAAUUUGGAUCUGAUGUUGCCGUUUUCUUGGACCACUCAACCUCCUGCUCUGGAAUAAGUUUAGAAUGUUCUGCAGUUUUCCUUUUUAAGGAGGGUUUUAAGCUUCUCUGUUGCAGUUCUUUGGAUGCAUAAGAGAGAAAGCGUGACACUUAAAUGGAUCUGCCUUGUCUCCCUCUAUAGCGACAAUCUUCUGCCUUUUACUGCCAAAUGAACACAGAGGUUUUUUAAAAAUCACCUGGACAAUUCUCUUUCAGCAAAGGGGUUGGCAUCAGCCCUUGCCCCUCCGCUUAUACUUCUUCUUUUGGUGAACGAGGGGAAACUUCCCUUCACUGGCACCCUCCCUUCUGUUGAAAUGGCUUUCCUGGUCCGUUGCUAUGCCAACUGCUUGCAGCCGUGGUCCUCCAAACUUCCUGCUGACCUUAAUAAGAUGCACCUUACAGACCACGCACAUCACCAGGUGAUGCGCAUGCCUCCCAGCCAAUCAGGAUGCAGUAUUGCCAGCGACUCGGGGAGUAGCAGCCUAUCCGAUAUUUACCAGGCCACAGAAAGCGAGCUGGGAGAUGUGGACCUGUCCGGACUUCCAGAGGCUGCGGUGGACAGUGAGGAAGAGGAGGAAGAUGAGGACUUGGAGAGAGCUUCAGACACUCUUCUGGGCCGAGACCUGGUUCGAGAGAGUCUGGAAAAAGACCCAGCCGACCGCAACGACGACGACAUCGAGCAACUACUGGAGUUCAUGCAUCAGCUGCCUGCCUUUGCCAACAUGACCAUGUCCGUGCGGAGAGACUUGUGUAGUGUCAUGGUGUUUGAGGUGGUGGAGCAGGCUGGCACCGUCAUGCUGCACGACAAACAAGAGCUGGACCUCUGGUACGUUAUCCUAAACGGGGCAGUGGAGAUCAGCCAUCCAGAGGGAAGAGUGGAGACUCUGUGUAUGGGCAACAGUUUUGGAAUCUCACCCUCACUGGACAAACAGUACAUGAACGGAGAAGUUCGCACCAAAGGGGACGACUGCCAGUUCGUCUGCGUUGCCCAGGAGGACUACUGGCGCAUCCUCAACCAUGUAGAGAAGAACACGCACAAGGUGGAGGAGGAGGGGGAGAUUGUGAUGGUGAAAGAGCACCGUGAGCUUGACCGUAGCGGAACCAGGAAGGGACACAUUGUCAUCAAGGGAACCCCAGAGCGUCUCAUCAUGCACCUGGUGGAGGAACCGUCGGUGGUGGACCCCACUUACAUCGAGGACUUCCUGCUGACAUACAGGACCUUCCUGUCAAACCCCAUGGAGGUCGGCAAGAAACUGCUGGAUUGGUUCCAUGUUGACAGCCUCCGGGACACAGUGACGAGAAUAGUGCUGCUGUGGGUCAAUAACCAUUUUAAUGACUUUGAGGGUGACCCGGCCAUGACACACUUCCUGGAGGACUUUGAGAAACAUCUAGAAACCACAAAAAUGAAGGGCCAUUUGCGGCUGCUGAACAUAGCAUGUGCAGCCAAGGCUAAGUGGAGACAGAUUACUCUGCAGAAGGCAUCCAGGGAGUCACCGCUCUACUUCAGCGUGCAGGGCGGCAGCGAGAGAGGAUUCGGUAUCUUUGUUGAGUCGGUAGAAGUAGGGAGCAAGGCAGCAGAGGCCGGACUCAAACGGGGGGAUCAGAUCAUGGAGAUCAAUGGUCAGAACUUUGAGAACAUCUCCUUCUCCAAAGCUGUUGACAUCCUGAGAAACAACACACACCUCUCUCUCACUGCCAAAACCAACAUAUUUGUCUUCAAAGAGCUCCUCAGCAGGAUUGUGCAUGAGAAGAAGAACGGCGGGCCUCACAUUCCCAAGAUCCAGGAGAAAAAAGGCAAUCGCUUCUCCAUCCCAGACCUUCCUGGAGACAUGGAGUUUCCUACAGACCACAAGAGCACCAGGAAACUGAAGGCCAACACUGUGUCAGGAGGACGAAACAAGAUCAGGAAGAUGCUGGAGAAGACGCGCUUUAGUAUACUGCCACCCAAACCAUUCAGGGGCCUGUUUGGUGAUGGUGGCAUGGGUCAGUCUCAGGACGACAGCAUUGUGGGUACCAAGCAGUGUCGUCACAGCGUGGCCAUUAUGCCCAUCCCUGGAAACCUGUCGUCCAGCAGCCCCGACCUGCUUCACCCGGCCUCUAGCGUCCUUGACUUCUCCAACCCUGCAGCCCUGGGACUGUACUACAUCCCAGACCAGGUGAUUCGUGUGUUCAAGGCCGACCAGCAGAGCUGCUACAUCAUCAUUAGUAAGGACACUACCGCCAAGGAUGUGGUUGCCCACACUGUCAAUGAGUUCGGCCUCCUUGCAGCAGCCGAGACCUACUCGCUGUGUGAGGUAUCAGUUAGCCCAGAGGGAGUCAUAAAACAGCGGCGUCUGCCCGACCAACUCUCAAAACUGGCUGAUCGGAUUCAGCUCAAUGGCAGGUACUACCUGAAGAACAACAUGGAGACAGAGACGUUGUGUUCAGACGACGAUGCCCAAGAUCUCCUCAGAGAGAGUCAGAUCACUCUGCUGCAGCUCAGUACCAUGGAGGUCGCUGCCCAGCUCUCCAUGAGAGACUUUGAGCUCUUCAGGAACAUCGAGUCCACCGAGUACGUGGACGACUUGUUUAAACUGGACUCUUCGGUGGGAAGUGGGAAUCUAAAACAGUUUGAGGAGGUGAUAAACCAGGAGACCUUCUGGGUAGCCACAGAGAUCCUGAAGGAGCCCAACGCCAUGAAGAGGAUGAAAAUCAUCAAACACUUCAUUAAGAUCGCCCUGCACUGCAGAGAGUGCAAGAACUUUAACUCGAUGUUCGCCAUUAUUAGCGGUCUGAACUUGGCACCAGUGAAUCGGCUACGGAGCUCAUGGGAGAAAUUGCCCAGUAAAUACGAGAAGCUGUUCGUAGACCUGCAGGAUGUCUUCGACCCAUCCAGGAACAUGGCCAAGUACCGCAACGUCCUGAGCAGCCAGAGCAUGCAACCACCCAUCAUCCCACUGUUCCCAGUGGUCAAGAAGGAUCUCACCUUCUUGCAUGAAGGCAACGACUCCAAUGUAGACGGUCUUGUGAACUUUGAGAAGCUGAGGAUGAUCGCCAAGGAGAUCCGACACGUGGUGCGGUUGACCUCGGCAAACAUGGACCCUGCCCUCAUGUUCAGACAGAGGAAGAAGAGGUGGAAGAGUUUAGGGUCUUUGAGUCAGGGCAGCACCAACUCCAACAUGCUGGACGUGCAGGGUUGUGCCCAUAAAAAGCGAGUACGUCGCAGCUCGCUCCUCAACGCUAAGAAGCUGUACGAAGACGCCCAGAUGGCCAGAAAGGUGAAGCAGUACCUGUCCAACCUGGCAGUGGAGAUAGACGAGGAGAAACACCAAAUCAUGUCCCUGCAGUGUGAGCCGGCUUACAGCACCUUGUCUAAGAACUUGGGUGAGAGACGAUCUACUAAGUCAGACAUGUCUCCAGUGUCUCUGCGGUCGGCUCUGCCCUCGGGGAAAACACAAAACAGGGUGUCACAAGUCCUUCAGGUCCAGGUCCCUCUGAACCCUCUACGGAAGAAGAGCACUGCCAAGGACAUAGGCCCACCCAACUCCCACUCUCCCCAGGUGGUGAAGAAACCUCCAGUGAACUCGUCAGAGGAAUGGAGUACCAAGAGACCAUCUGAUGACACCGUCUCCACCAUCUCCUCCCUUCACUCCAGCCCCACGGUGUCGCCACAGGGCUCCCCACGCAAAGUGGGAGGCGUGGCCAAGUCCCAGAACUCCAGCCAGAUGAACUUGUCCGGAUCUUCGUUGUCACUGACCAGUGACGCCAGCACAAAGGCCGGCACCAGCAGCCUGCGGAGCUACGGCAUAGGGUACGCUCUCCUGCCAGCCGGUAAAGCAGACAACCUGUCGGACUCAAGUCACAGUGAGAUCUCCUCCCGCUCCAGUAUCUGUUCCGUCGACUCCGUGCCGGCUCCUGGGUCUGACGACCGAUGUUACAGCAGCAACAGGACCUGUAAUGCUGCUGCUGUUUUUACUCCUACAACUACUACUACAACUUCUGUUGCAGUUGUUGAGAGCAUAGCAGCAACUCAUGCAUACUUAAAUGCUGAGUACAACCAGCCCAGCACAAGUAGUUCCUCGUCAUUGGUUCGAGGAUAUGUUUCGCGAGCCUCCACCUUCACCUCCUCCAUCUCAACGGAGGAGCUGACCCCGGACCACACCUCUCUGGACUCUGUGGCAGACAGCGGCCGCGGCAGCUGGACUUCAUGCUCCUCCAACUCCCACGACUCCUUCCAGAGUCUCCCCCCCUCCUCCUGCCGGCCCUGGGACCACGGCAUCCACGGGCUCCCGCACACACACCUGGGUGCCUUCAAGCACACACAGCUGGCUGGACCGAUAGCCGAGGUCGAGGGCGCCGCUCGCGCCUGGGUGAACGAAGAUGCCACUAAGCAUCACUCCAGAAACUCCAGCUCAGAUCUGUCCAAUCAGUCGCGGCAGAGCUGGGCGUCGUCCAGCUCGCUGUCGGACACGUACGAGGGGAAUUACGGGACGAUAAAGCGGCGAAACACCUCGGAACAUCCCUCCUCACCAACCAACGAAGAAGGAGGGCAAAGCACAGACCCUGUCUACAAAACGGUGACGUCAAGCACAGAGAAAGGCCUGAUAGUGUACUGUGUAACAUCCCCCGCCAAGGAUGAGCGUUACCGAGCUCCCCCUCCCACCCCUCCAGGCUACCAGGGUCUGGCCCUGGGGGAUCUCGGCCUCACAGACGGAGUAGUAGGUGGGCCAGGAGGUCUCCUCCCGAGGCCUCCUCACCUCCGACCGCCCGACUACAGCGUGGCCCUGCAGAGGAGCAAACUCCUGCAGAGCCCCGGAGCGGCCGGCGGUCUGGCUGAGGCGCGGAGGCUGGCUAGUAACCAUCACCACCUAGAGGCCCGGACAGCUGGCUCCACGCAGGGCCAGUCCAGACCGCCCAGCAUCUGCCUCCCACCAAAGGAGCUGGCUGACAGUGAGGACGAUGAGCAAGUGUCAGCAGUGUGAAGACAAGUAGUAUUGAGGCCAACAGGCUUUGGACUAAACCAGCAGCCUGCCAUAAAAACCUAUCCGAGCACAUUCUCCAAGCCCCACACAAUCCUGUGACAUCACCACGGACCAUGAUGCCCCUCUCGACUAGACCAGUGCAUCUUGUGAUCUCUCUUUUCCACCUCCCAAGACUUUUACAAUGAACUAUUUUUAAACCCAUUUCACAAAACAAAGAAGAGAAGAAAGAUUUUAGAUACUUUUAAAAAGUUGUUAAACAUGCAGAAAAAGGCGGGGGACGGACGUAUAAAAGGCUGCCUCGGAAACUGACCACCACGUACCUCCAUCUUGCGCUCCAAGCGCUCUUGUUUAGUUAGAGGUGUUUCACAUUGGUUUUAACAGUUUAAUUGUUGUACAGAGAUUCUUAUUUUCAUUUGCAUUUUUGAGCUUUGCAAAGUUUUAUGUGAGGAGGAGUAGCAGACAAAGGCAUAGAAAGCUGUAGUCAGUACUCUAAAUAUGACGGCAUCAGCUCAUGGGGAGUUCUUUUGUUUUGCUUUUUUUGUUUGUGGUUUGCUGUCAGCUCAAAAGAAGAUGAAUGGAGAUGAAUAAAAGACAAGAUUUGGGGUUUUUUAAGGGGUCGUUAUGGGCCUCUAUCAAACCCUGGCACUGAUGAUUUAUGUACAUAAAUAAGAUCAGUUCCUAAACAAAUAAAUCAAAUGGCAACCAUAUUUUUCCCUCCUCCUUGGGAGGUGAAAAACAAGAGAUUAAACUCCUGAAGUAGCAGCCAGAGACCAUGUCUGUUUGUGUUUGCCACCUAUUGUACUUUGUUGAUCUUUACAGAAAAAAAAAAAGA